AUGGACCCAGACCGGCGAGUCGCGAGACUCCAACUCUCCCAUCAUCUAAUCUACUAUUUGAUAUCCUUCUCUGUUGUGCUUUCCGCGUCAUGGGCCGGCGCUAUUGGACCUUCGAAGCAAUGUGGCCGCGCCGUGGGAAAUGCGCCUAUUUCCCAAACCACAUGCUCCGGCCAACGCUACGAUUAUUACGGCCUAGCAGCUUACGGUACGGUUCCAUCUAAUGCGACCGAUCGAUAUGGAGAUACCCUGGGUGGGUUUGGGAGUGCGGUGUUUUUCGACCAGUCAUCUUGGAACAAGGGUCAGGAUGGUUCCUACCACGGUAUGAUCUGGGCAAUGCCUGAUCGUGGUUGGAAUACGAACGGCACUUUGAAUUAUCAAUCGCGCAUUCACAAAUUUUCCAUUCACCUAUGUCUAGCCCCAGACGCCUCCGGCAGCCACCCGAGUCCGCCGAAUAUGAACUUGACAUAUCUCGACUCAGUCUUGUUAACCGGGCCUGACGGCGUUCCCACCACGAGCUUAGAUGCGGAUGCGACCGGAUUUAUAUCCUACGACGGAUUUCCUCCGCUGCCACGAGCCACCUAUGACGGAGAUGGCUUUGGCGGCCCCGGCCUAACUAACGUCCGAAUUACGUUGGAUUGCGAAGGCUUAGUGGUUGAUUCCGACGGUGCUUUUUGGAUCUCAGACGAAUACGGCCCGUAUAUCUACAGGUUCUCAAAAUACGGCAAAAUGCUCCUUGCUAUCGCGCCUCCGCCCGCGUUCCGUCCUCUACGGAAUGGCACAGUCAGCUUCAGCGGAGCUGAGCCGCCAAUGUUCGAACCGGAUCGAUUUCCUAGACCUCUCGAUCCCACCGCUGGUCGAGCCAAUAACCAAGGCCUCGAGGGUCUCACCAUUUCCCCGGACGGACGUUUCCUAUACGCUAUGAUGCAGUCAGCCAUGAAUCAAGAAGGGGGGCCAAAGAAAAAGACUCGACGACAGACCCGGAUCCUGGAGUAUGAUAUCUCAGAUAAGAAUUCCCCAACUCUGUCACAUGAGUUUGUGGUUACGCUGCCUCCUUACGGCGAUGAAUCCAAAGCCGCCGUCCAGUCCGAAAUCCAUCGGCUAUCCAAUGGACAGCUCUUAAUCCUCGCACGGGAUUCGGGCUUUGGACGUGGAGCGGACGAGACUGAGUCAAAGUAUCGUCAUGUCGAUGUUAUUUCUACAACUGGGGCUACAAAUCUUGCAGGAAAAUGGGAUUCAACUAAUGGCUCUAUUGCAAACGCCAAGGGGAUUUUGGACCCAAAUAUCACGGCGGCGACUUACUGUCCGUUUUUGGAUUUCAACUUGAACUCGGAACUCAAAAAGUUUGGGCUGCACAACGGUGGACCGAAAGAUGACCGCCUCUUGAAUGAGAAAUGGGAGAGCCUUGCACUAGUUCCUCUGGGCCAGGAGGAUUCGAAUGCAAAUCCAGAAUACCUCCUGUUUAGCUUCAGCGACAAUGACUUCAUAACGCAAGAAGGAUAUCAAAAUUCUGGACGGUUUCGCUAUUCCGACAAAUCUGGCGAGGACAUCGAUACUCAGAUUUUGGCAUUCCUAGUUAGCCACGGGCAACAUGCCGCCGCCAUGCACAAUGCUGAGCUGUAA
This is a messenger RNA of Penicillium argentinense, 1620 nucleotides long. Its product is annotated as esterase-like activity of phytase family protein. The transcript has 3 exons. The record is from RefSeq and is a predicted model, not a curated record. The coding region runs from base 1 to 1620 and encodes 539 amino acids. Lineage: Eukaryota; Fungi; Ascomycota; Eurotiomycetes; Eurotiales; Aspergillaceae.